GUUAGCAACAAAGAUGGCGGGACUGACAACAGAUCAAGUAAAAGCGAUUGCAAGUACUAAGGGUCGAAGAAGUGCCCGGGGUGUGCUGGCUGACUGUUUAAGCUGGGAAUUGAAUGAAGAUGAUGUAAAACAAAUAAUACAGUUGGACUACCUCUAUGACACAAUUAUGUUUGCCAUAGAAAAGGGGUUUGCUUGGUCUCAAGUUUGUCUAGUUGUACAGUUAUCAAUGGAGUUACUAAAGGAGACUGUUGAUCAACCUAUUACAGAAGCCAUCAAGAUUUUAAAGUCAAAAUGUUGCCAUUAUAAUGGGAAAAUCAGUGGCAGAAACAUUCAACUUUACACAGACUACUUUUUUGACACUUUUAUGAAACACUUUAAAUUAUACCAAUAUGUUUUCACCAGAGAAAGAGAAAAAUGGAACACACAACUGAAUCUGACUGUGGAACUACCUCGUGACCCUCUUCCUUGUAGCAGUGGAAAGCAGCAGCACUUAUGGGAAUAUGAUCAAAAAUGGACAGAAAUAGAACAGAAAGAGACUGAAAAGAAGACUGAGCUUGCACAAAAGAAAACUGUUGUUUCUGAGGAGAAUGAUAAAACAAUUAAGGAAGCUUACAGAGAAGUUGAACAGUUAGAGGAAACUGCUGAUAAAGAGACUAUUGCUAAAACAGUAGCAGCAUUUGCCUCUGCACAUAUGAAAUCUGCCAUAGAUAACUUGAGACUCAGCAUAGAGGAAGCAGAAUAUGAUCUGGACUUCAAGCUUGAAAAAACAAGUUUAGCUAGGCCACAAGAAUUGGGCCCUCCUCCCAGAUAUAAUACUAAGUCUCCAAUAAGAGGAAAUUCCCCAGUUGGAAGAAAAAGUGCAAACUCAAAAGCAAAGGGAAGGGACAAAUCUUCAAAAGGAAAAAAGUGAAACCUUUUCUUGCAUAGAACUGUACUGAAAAUGGAAUACUUCAGUCACUCAGUCCCAGGCCAUGUAGAAAUU
Molecule: messenger RNA, 982 nt
Organism: Lingula anatina
Lineage: Eukaryota; Metazoa; Brachiopoda; Lingulata; Lingulida; Lingulidae
Source: RefSeq, a predicted model, not a curated record